UACUGGUUUGGAGACUGUCUUGGUUGUCUUAUUUACUCUGCCUUGAGUGCUGAUUUGAAGAUUAUUUUUGGUAUCAAGAGUCUGAAUCCCAAGCCUGCCUUGGAUUCUGAUUCAGAUGCUAGCUUGGGUCACGUCAUAGAUUCCAAUUUGGUAGCCGGCCUGGGUAAAGAGAGGCUCAUAUUAUAG
This is a messenger RNA of Dentiscutata heterogama, 186 nucleotides long. The record is from the annotation of a GenBank genome assembly. Lineage: Eukaryota; Fungi; Glomeromycota; Glomeromycetes; Diversisporales; Gigasporaceae.